This is a messenger RNA of Soboliphyme baturini, 636 nucleotides long. The record is from the annotation of a GenBank genome assembly. Lineage: Eukaryota; Metazoa; Nematoda; Enoplea; Dioctophymatida; Soboliphymatidae.
AUGACAUCGAAUUUGGCUGCCGAAGAAAUUGCUGACCACGCCGUGAAUCUGAGACAAGAGGCCCUGCGGAUUAACAGAGGAAAAAUCAACGGUUCGAUUGAUGAAGUGAACAUCCUCGAAAACGUGAACAUAUCGAAAAAUUUUCAAGAAAACGUUGUUCAGCCAAUUCUGAAGCGGGAUGAGUUUUUGGGCCGCAUUACGGAAAUGGUCUAUUUUCUUCCGUUCACAAGGCCUGAGCUUUUGCAGUUGGUGACGAAGGAGCUGGAAUUUUGGAAACGAACCGCGAAGGAAAAGCAUAAGAUCGAUUUGGAGUGGGAUAACGACGUGCUGGAUUAUCUGGCCGAUGGUUAUAAUAUCCGAUACGGCGCCAGGUCGAUCAAGCAUGAGGUCGAGAAACGAGUGGUAAACAAGUUAGCCGCUGCUCACGAAAGAAGUUUGAUAAGCGAUGGCUGUAAAGUACGGCUUCACAUUAAAGCUUCACAGAAUCAAGAUGAGCAGAAGGAUAAAGCGACGGCGAAUAGGAGCGGUUACGUAAUCGAGCUUGAAAUCGUUGAACAACCGAAAGAGAAAGAACGGUCGAAAAUUCUUGGCAUUCCGCUUCCGGAAAAGUUUCUUCAGUCUGUCCGUUCACUGUAA